GGGCGGGCUGCCGGCAUAAAGGCCGGGCCGGGCCGGGCCGGGCCGUGUCGCUCCGCCCUGCCGUUCCCGCUGCCUCAGCCCGCCGCUCGCACCCGCCCCGGCGCCGCCUAUCGCUGCGCCACGCCGGGCAGGCGGGGGUGCCCUCUCUGCCCUUCAGCCCUGCAGGCGGAGGUAUCUGAAGAAACAGCCUCAAGAUGAACUUCUUGCUGGAAACAUUCAAAGUAAUCGGACUUACUGUUUAUUACUUGCUGGAGUCGCUAGUGUUCCUGAUUGUGCCUAGACGGAAGAAGAAUGUUAGUGGUGAAAUCGUAUUAAUAACAGGAGCAGGAAGUGGCAUUGGGAAACUGUUAUCUUUAAAAUUUGCUAGCCUUGGAGCUACAGUGGUACUCUGGGACAUCAAUCAAGAGGGACUCAAGGAGACAAGUAGGCUGGCCAGAGAAAAUGGAGCAGCGAGAAUACACUGUUACAUCUGUGACUGCAGCAAAAGGCAGGAUGUCUACAGAGUAGCUGAUCAGGUUAAAAAAGAAGUUGGUGAUGUUAGCAUCCUAGUCAACAACGCUGGUAUUGUAACUGGGAAGAAGUUUCUUGAUUGUCCAGAUUCACUUGUGGAAAAAAGCAUGGAAGUGAACAUAAUGGCACACUUCUGGACUUACAAAGCCUUCCUCCCAGCAAUGAUGGCCUCUAACCAUGGACACUUGGUUAGUAUUGCAAGCUCAGCAGGACUGACUGGAGUCAAUCGUCUUUCAGAUUAUUGUGCAAGUAAAUUUGCAGCAGUUGGUUUUGCUGAGUCGGUUGAUUUGGAGUUGAGAGAUCUGAGAAGGACUGGUGUUAAAACCACAAUUGUGUGUCCUUACUACAUAAACACAGGAAUGUUUGAUGGCUGUAGAACCAAGUGGCCACGUCUGCUUCCUGUUCUGGAGUCGGAAUACGUGGCUGAGAAGAUAAUCACUGCUAUUCGGAGGGACCAAGAAAUGUUGCUGCUACCACGCAGUCUUUAUUUUAUAUUACCUUUGAGACAUAUCCUACCAGUGAAAGUAACUGUUCUCUUUGCGGACUAUUUGGGAGUCUUCAAUGUCAUGGAUAGCUUCAAAGGUCGAGCGAAGAAGGACUGAAAAAGCACAAAAUUCUGAGACGAGCAACUCUAAAGUGGACCUUGUUGAAGGUGGUGGUGGUAAAGGUUUGCUUCUUUAGCAGCUAUGAACUUAAGGUGCCUCACUUCUCAUUAGUAACAUUUUUUAAGGAAAUUGCUUUUUAAUUGCUGUAAAUCAACAACUUUCACUCAAACGUGUUUUUUUUUUUAAUCCAGUGAACUGUUUUCUUCUCACCUCAUUAUGGAAAUUUGUUCCAUUGAUUUGUUAUAAUGCCUUAAAUAUGAUCCUGCAUCACAAACUAAUAGUUGACAACUUCUGGGGGAGAAGGGACGAAGAAACCAUGUGUGUUUGGAAGGGAGCCAGGAAAGCCUUUAGCGGACCUGACUUCUUGCUGCCAUUCACUGAACCAUGAAGAGGGCCUGUACUGCUGGUGCCGUUACCAUUCCCUGGUAAGCUGAGGAAUUCAAGAGUUUCCUGAAACAACAGAUUCAAAUUUAUCCAAAUGGAAGUUUUGUGACAUGAAAGUAUGUGCUGUGUUGGUGCAAAACCAAUGAAAUAUAUUAAUUUGUGGAGGUGAUGAUCUUGGAGUCACAGAUGACUGGAUGUCAGGGCAGGGAGGGUGAAAGAUGUAAAUUAUGUAUUUGUGCCAAUCUACUUUUGUUCAAUUUAUUUUAAAAGCUAAUACUAUGACUGCAACUUUGUAGUAGAGUUCUUUGUAUCUUUUAAGUGCAACAUUUUAAGAACAAUAUUACAUUUUUGUCUCCUAAGCCAAAUAAACUUGUAGCUAUAAAGCAUAGGGCUGCCAGUCUAGGUGGACUGUCAAAUGUCUUGCCAAGUAAGACAAUGAGCUACUAAAAGCAAAGGUAUUACAUCGUAUAAUCAGGGCUUCUCUUGGCGUUAUUUCAGAAAGGAAUGAUGCUGAAAGUACGGGAGUGCAUGGGAUCAUUACAGCCAUAGCUUGAGCAACAGUGUCUUGCUUCUCUGAAUUGGGUGGCAGGUUGCCUUGUGUCUACAGAGACUUGUUUUACUUUAUUCUUAGGACUACCCAUUUAUUUUGAACAUAUGCUGAGGAGACCUUGCCCUUUUUGACAAUGGGCACUUAGUAAACUGAAAGCCUCCUUGACUUUUCUAAAUCCAAAACAAGAGAAAGGAAUAUAUUUAAAUGUAUGUCACUUAUGCACAUGUUGGCUAAGCCCACCUUGUGUCGUGGUACUCUGCUGGCAAUCAGUAACACCUGCAAACUAAGACUAAAAUGCAUUAGCAUGCACUUAAUUGAAGAACAUUAUGAAGAAAAGGGUGAGUUUUUUAAUGUUGGUUUGUUUGUGGGUUUUUUUUUUCCAUGAUAGCCUAGAAACUACCUUCAUUUUCUUUGUCUAUACGAUUAGAGAGGUUUACCAAUGGAGAAGGGUUUACAUAGCACUACUUUACUACUGAUAGGCAAGAAACCAAAUAAAACAAGUGCAUUAAAAAUAGCCUUUAUGAUGGACUGAUGAAAGUCAGAAUUCAGACUGAUGAAGAAGAUAUUUGUCUUACUGUCCCUUCAGACCUGCAACUGUCCUACCUCAGAAAUUCUGCUCAUACAGUGCACUUCAGGACAUAAAGUUACUAAUUAAAAAUCAGAUAUUGCUGAAAUGUGCUGUCCAUAUGUACAUUACACUGUUCACAAAGUCAACACUAGUGUGGUGUAUCUGUGUCUUGCAGACUCCUCGCCUUUUUAUACUAACAGCACACUUUUGCUUCCUAACUAUGAAACAUUAAGCAUGCAGGAUUCUGGAGCAAAGAACUGGAUUAUACAUAUGAACAGUAUAUAUCAAACUUCAGCUUUUGUGGGAGCAAGUAGUUUUUCAUUUUUAGUGUCUCUGCAAACAGGUUCUGCUGAGGGAAGUUGAAAGCAGAGUCUGGCUGUGGGAUCUGUGGAUUAUCAGUAGGUUCAGGUUUGUCACACCACUAGGAGGAUUUUACCUGAAAAUCUGCCAGAGAAGUACAUCUCCGUAGGGAUUUUACUAAUUCACAGAAUCAUUGAGCUUAGAAAGAACUGCUACUCAAAGCAAAGUCAAUUAGAGCAGGUUACUCAGUACCAUCUCCAGUCAAGUUUUGAAUAUCUCUGAGGCUGGAGACUCUACCAUCUCUCUGAGCAACCUGUUCCAGUGUGUGUUCACACUCAAUUUAAAAACAAAUAAAUACAAAUUAUGUUUAAAUUGAA
Molecule: messenger RNA, 3294 nt
Organism: Falco peregrinus (peregrine falcon)
Lineage: Eukaryota; Metazoa; Chordata; Aves; Falconiformes; Falconidae
Product: epidermal retinol dehydrogenase 2
Exons: 7
Coding region: 195-1112 (305 amino acids)
Cellular component (GO): lipid droplet
Molecular function (GO): oxidoreductase activity, acting on the CH-OH group of donors, NAD or NADP as acceptor
Source: RefSeq, a predicted model, not a curated record